GCAUGAAAACAGAUGAAGUGUUCGGAGAUGACAUCUUGCCUUGCCUCACCCUGGAACUAACUUAACUGAGCGCUGACCGAGUGGCUUUAUAACUUGCUGCCAACUCUGGUCCUGUCGCAACUCACAGCCUCUAAUUUUUACCAAAGUUCAAACUACCAGAAGCAAGAGAAGCUCGGCAGGAGUCACGAGUGUAAAAAUCUGGGACUGACCGGCAAGUCGGGAGAAGGAACGGGUGCUGUGUAGUUGCUGUGGCUGUGGCAGGACAACACACAGACAAGCGGAAUUGCGCAUCAAACUACAUCACGAUGCUCCAUUCUAACUCGAACACGACAUACACUACCACUGAGUCACCAGAGAGCUCAACGAGGGUCAGGAGACUCCGGUUGACUCUCCGCCCUGAAGGGAGCUCAGCUUCUGCACCGCACGAACCCAAAAGGAACGGGACAACUGAAACGGGAGAGUGCAGAAUUGCGGGAAAUGAAAGAAGACAUAAUGUAUAUUUCAGUUCGGAACAAAACAGUGCAGAACGUGCAGAACAACCCCGACUACUGGUAUGGUGCCUGCAACAUACGAGGCACCUUUCCAAUGGUUUGGCUGCAUCACCUCGCGGUAAGGUGUAUGGGCUGGUAAAGCGGACUGACCCCAAUAACUCGGAAGUGCUUGUUUAUGAGUGGUCGGUCAAUCAGCUGAAAGAGGAAAUGAAGUACAUUAAGGAGGUGAGAACUUCACUGGAGACCGUCCGACAGAAAAUCUUCAGUGACUCUAAUGAAAUGAACCAUAGAAUAAAAUACCUCACAAAAGAAAUGAAGGUUUCAAAGGCACACAAGCAGGCUCUGGAGGGUGAACUACGGAACCAAUCUGCAGUACUCGACCAGUACACCCAGGUGAACAGCACUCUGGCAACCAAGACACUUGAUUUACAGAAAUCCCUGUUGAGUGCAACCCUCGAAGGCAACAAGAGCAGAGAGGAAAUAGAAAAUCUCAGAGCAUCGUACCGCCAGUCACUGGACCAAAUCAAAGAGAAGGACCAGUACUUACAAGAAGCCCAAGCUGAAAAUCAGAUCCUGCAACUCAAGGUAGAAUCUUCCCAGGAAGCCAAUGCCAGCGUGAUGAGAGACAUGACGAGGAAGCUUUACGACCAGUAUGAAGCUAAGAUGAAGGAAGUUGAGCAGAAACACCAGGCUGAAAAGGAAACUAUCCAAGCCAGGAUAAACCAAACUUUGCAAAAACUGGAAGAUGUCACCAAGAGGGCUGAGGAAGCAGAGAUGAUGCUCAAAGAGAGGGACCAGAAGAUUGAGGAAAUGGACCAGUUUAUUGUCCGAAUGGAGAAGGAGCGGCACUUCUUACGGCAGAGGUUGCAGGAACAAGAACAGCAACUUCAUGACCAGCAACUUCAACAAAGAGAUGAACUCGAUUCUAAGCUCAGUGAAAGGUCUCAGAGAUUGGAGGAGGAAACUGCCAGUCUGCGGGAAAGAAUUCGACACCUGGACAAUAUGGUGCAUUGUCAGCAGAAGAAAGUCAAGCACAUGAUUGAAGAGUCUCAAUCUCUGAAGAAACAAAUUCGAGAGAAAGAUGUGUUGAUUGAUGAAUUAAUGGACAGGAUUUCAUUGUUGGAGGCUGAGAAUAAUGAACUGCAGGACAACUUGGCCUAUCUGAAGUCACUCAGUCAACAGCAAGCAGAGAAAAUCAGGGAACAAGCAGUGUCCUAUGAUUUCCCAACCAGCCAGACUUCAGAAACAAGACGGAUAAAGAUAACCAGCCCCUACCUGAAACUGAUGGAACUAUCCAUGCACAGACCGUCCCGUCGGCGGCUUCGUGCGGCUCUCACCCGGGAGACCAUGUCCUCGGAGCGGCAGGGCUUCCUCGGAGACCUGCACAGGAAAGACAAGGCCGAGCUGCUGGAGCUUCUGCGGCGCCAGAACAAACUUCUGGAGAAUAAGUCAUUAAUCCAGACUCUUCCAGACAAGGGUAAACGAAUCAUUGAAUCGGCAGAAAAAUUGGAGUCCUUAAUUGCUCGUCAUGAAGAACUAGAGAGAAAACGAGAGCUGCUUUCAGCAGUUAAAGUGGAGUUCCAGAAGAGAAGUGAGGAGAGAAGCUCUGACAGGGAAGAUGUUCUCAGUAAUAAGAAUGUUAUUUUUGAGUUUCAAAACAAUGCAGCUUCAAUUCCAACAAAAGGAAAAGACAUUGGAAAACAAUGUGAGGUUUCUGAUGAACCCAUAGAGGAUCAGCCGGUUUUGUCAAUGAUUUAUUGUGAUGAAGGAGAAAGCUCACAAUGCAGCUUCCAGGAUAGAGAACUGAGCUCUGAAACAAAAGAAGAACAAGCAAAUUGUUCAGGGAUCUCUGUACCAAAGAGUACUUCAAAAGCUGAGAACUCCAUCCAUCCUGUGGUGGAUAAUCAACAUGCAGGUACAAAGCAGGAUCAAACCUAUGAGACCUUGCAGAACAGUAAAGCGGAUGAUCCAGAAGUGAUUCUGACCAGCAAGUCUGAUGACUUGCUUAGUGAUAAACUUGGCAGGGUCACUCUCUCAGAUACUGAGCUAGAGAGCUUUGAUUCAAAAAUACACAAGGAACCAGCUGUAAGCGGUGAUUCAAUGUUAGAAGACAAUCCCUUCAAAACUCUGCAUAACCAAUCAAAAAUAAAUCCUCACUAUAUCAAUGUACUGGAGGAAAGAGCCAAGAACCCAGUGGCUAAACGAUCACCCUUUAAACCUAAUCGGCUAUCUGAAUCACCUGGCUCAUCUCCAAGCCAGUCACCUGGAAGACCCGAGUCAAAUCUCUCUCCAUCCGAGCGAAGGCUAAGAGAUCAGAAACACCUUGAUUAUAUCACAGCUGCUCGGCUGCCUCCACUUCACUAUUCUUCAGCUCAGUUGUUGUCCUUGGAGGAAUCGAGAGAACUGCAAAUAUCACAACAAAAAAUCUAUGAGGCAUUACAAGCCAAACUGGCAGCAGAGAAACUGGCAGAAAAAGUAGGAGUCAAAGCAGUGAGCUUUAACCUAGAAGGCAAAUCUGCUGUAACAUUUCGAGAAUACAGAGAUCAGGGAGACAGCAGUUCUUCAGAGGAAGAUUGAUUUGAGAUUUGUCCAUCCACUUGGGGAGAAAUUGACAACUUAUUUGCCAUAAUAAGACAUCAACUUGGAAAACAUGUUUACCUUUGUACCAGAUGAACCUAUCUAUGCAAUAGCUGUUUUAGCAGCAGUUAUUCCAAUUGAUUUGAUCAAGGUUUUCAUAUUGCACCACUUUAGAGCAGCUGUUGUUCAUUUUUCUUUUUUUUAUUGUUUUCAUUGAAUUGUGUGUUAAAUGCAUUUCUUUUUGUAAGAGGUGACUGAUCAUGUAACUCAAAUGGAUUCAUCAGCAUGAACUACUAUUCAAAACAUGUGGUAAAAGGUAUUAAGUAUGUUUUCAUGCAAAUGGAAGAUGGUCUCAGCUAGCUCCUUUUUGCUGCUGCUGCACAUUUUGUUGAAAGGUUUUUUUUCCCUCUGAAUGUUCCAACAGGGUAAGGUUUAAAAAUACAGUUGUUGAAACCAGGGAUCAGUUUUAUACAGCUUAUGUCUGGAACUCGAGAUUUUUUAACUUAAAUUAUAUGAGAGAUCUGUGUUUGAAUAUUAAACAAUGAAGUAACAAAAGCUAAGGCAAUUAUUAUUAAUGACUGAAUGGUGAAACCACCCAAAACCUGUGCUAUCUUGUCCUUCUGCUUUGAUGAAACAAGUUUUUUUUCCCCUGGGUUUACUUCAUUCACUCUAUUUAGAAUCUAGUGUACAUCUAAUAUCGCUUCUUCAAGGAUGAAGAGUUCGGUCUUAUCCAGCUAUUGCUUGUAGUUUAUAUCUCUAACAUAUACCCUACAUUCAUCUUAAUCGCUCUACACUGGUUUUAGAACUGGAGUAGCCUUUUUAUAUGUUGUGGCAACCAAGCUGCACAUACAGCCUGAUCAGAGUUUGAUCAUGACUUCUGGAAUUUGAACUCAGUUGAUUUGGCAAUUUAGCCCAGCACCUCGGUAACUUGGAGCACAGCCUGAAAGAUUAAUCAUUCAAUUAUUUGCCGCUAUGACCCGAUUUAUCAGAGUAAUGACAAAGCAACUCUGAUUAUGAGGUAUCUAGGAGAAUACAUCUUGUGACAUUCAGUUAUAAAUACAACUCCGUUACACAGAGACAUUUCCUAAGUUGUUGAAUACGGCACGGCAGGGAUGCAGGAGGAAUCCAAACCCCAGUAUGUAUCCUACGUUUUUGUUUUAAUUAAAUACACCCUUAAUAGUAAUAACCUUUCAAAUGUAAUAAUUCAAAAUAUAUAUAUUUAACUCAACUUAUAAUAUAUGCGUUGAGCAUUUUUGCUGGAACUCAAUCUCUGGAUAACUCGAGUGCCAGAAAGGAACAAAUAGUGAACACAUCUGUUUUCCAUGUGCGCAGCAAUAUUUAUGAACCCUUUAAAUAUCUUUGUAGGUACAGUUCAUUAAAUGAAAAGAUUAUCAAUCCACUGUGACAGUUAUGUGGUUCUGUUUUUUCAGAGCUGUUCCCUGCCCCAUGAUUAGCAUAUUUCAAUACUCUCACCCUUAUUCACUGACUUCCUUUCAGCUUUCAUUUCGACAUUGGUUAGGAAAAAUGUCAUUCAAACUAGUUGUUGCAGUUGAAUCCCCAUAAACUGAUAACCAACUUGCCAAAGAAUUUU
Molecule: messenger RNA, 4659 nt
Organism: Callorhinchus milii (elephant shark)
Lineage: Eukaryota; Metazoa; Chordata; Chondrichthyes; Chimaeriformes; Callorhinchidae
Product: myocardial zonula adherens protein
Exons: 18
Coding region: 306-3068 (920 amino acids)
Biological process (GO): maintenance of ER location; transcription elongation by RNA polymerase II; intracellular signal transduction
Cellular component (GO): nuclear envelope; intracellular anatomical structure; RNA polymerase II, holoenzyme
Molecular function (GO): transcription elongation factor activity
Source: RefSeq, a predicted model, not a curated record